UAUGGGGGUGGAGUAAGUAAGUACAGCGUAAGUAGGGAGGGAGUAAGUACAGUGUGAAGCAUAACUCUGGUUAUGGCGAUGGCUGUAGCUAUGCAAACUUGUCACUUUCGGACAGCAGCAUUUAACACUGCAGGAACGGGCUGGAGGUCCAGCCACAGCAUCGCGCUCAAAUCCCAAUACGACGCGCUUAUAAUCGGUGGAGGGCACAAUGGACUAAUUGCUGUAAGUAGCGGUUGGUGUAAAUGUAAGUUAUAAAACACAAGCUUAGCCUGCACUGUGGAGAAACAUUAACCUUGUUGUACAGUCUGCAUAUCUGCAGAAGGGAGGCUUAAAAACAGCAGUUCUAGAGCGCAGAAGUGUCCUCGGUGGAGCUGCAGUGACUGAAGAGAUCAUUCCAGGUGAAUUCACUCCCUGACAGUAGAUGGCACUUAUUGAAAAGCAGAAAUACAAGGUGGCGCUGCACAACUUUCUGUUUCUGAUACCCGCUUAUCACUGAGAAGACAAAGAGAGCCAGUAUUUACGUAUAAGGCUUCCAUUUUUCCCGGGCCUCCUAUCUCCUCAGUUUACUGCGUCCUCACAUAUAUCAGGAUCUGGAGCUCAAGAAACAUGGGCUGAAGGUGUACAUGAGAGAUCCCCAUGCGUUUACCCCCAUGCUGGAGGAAGGGGUCAGGGGGCGGCCACCUCGCUCUCUUUUACUCGGCAGUAAUCUGGCAAAGAAUCAGAAAGAGAUUGGAAAAUUCUCAGAGAAAGAUGCAAUGGCUUACCCUGACUAUGUUGCACAUUUGGAGAAGCUGGCAUGUGCAAUUCACCCACUCCUUGAUGCACCACCUGUAGACAUCCCAGGAAUUACUGAGGGGUCCUUGAGGAAAAGAAUAGCAGCAAUGAGGAGUUUGAAACCUUUAGUAAAAUCUGGGCUGAAACUGGGAAAAAACAUACCAGACUUCUAUGAACUAAUAACAGCCCCAGCAAUGAAGGUUUUAAAUCACUGGUUUGAGUCUGAGCCACUUCAAGCAACAUUAGCCACUGACUCCGUGAUAGGAGCUAAUACAAGCCCUAACAACCCGGGUAGUGGGUAUGUCCUUUUGCACCACAUAAUGGGUGAGCUGGAAAAGGAGAUGGGGGCCUGGGGUUAUGUGCAAGGGGGCAUGGGUGGUGUCUCCAAGUCCAUUGCUAACUCUGCAAGCUCCCUUGGAGUAGAUAUCUUUACUGAGCAGGAGGUUAGUCAAAUUCUGGUUGGACCAGAUCAUACUGCCAAAGGUGUUGUGCUGAAAGAUGGUACUGAAGUUCACAGUAAAGUAGUUUUGUCCAAUGCUACUCCAUAUGCAACCUUCAAACAUCUUACUCCACAGGAUGCACUUCCUCAGAAGUUUAUUAGUGCUAUUGAUCAGAUUGAUUAUACCUCUCCUGUCACCAAAAUUAAUGUGGCUGUGGACAAACUGCCAAAUUUCUUGGCAGCCCCUAAUACAACUGAUGGAAAACCAGGGCCACAUCACCAGUGUUCCAUUCACCUGAACUGUGAGAGUGUGGAGAUAUUAGAAGCAGCAUAUAAGGAAGGCCAACAAGGACGCCCAUCCUCAAGACCUAUGGUGGAGAUGACUAUACCAUCUGUGCUGGAUCCCACACUCGCCCCACCUGGCUGUCAUGUGGUGUCUUUUUUCACACAGUUUACACCUUACUGUCUGGAAGGUGGGCGAGCGUGGACAGAUGAGGACAGAGAGAAAUAUGCAAAUACAGUGUUUGAUUGGGUUGAACGUUAUGCACCUGGAUUUAAGCAGUCAAUAGUUGUCAAAGAUAUUUUGGCUCCUCCUGAUCUAGAGAGGGAAUUUGGUCUCACUGGAGGGAACAUUUUCCAUGGUGCAAUGUCAUUGGAUCAGCUUUAUUUAGCAAGACCUUUGCCCUCGAUUGCACACUACCGUACACCAGUCAAAGGCCUCUACCUGUGUGGCAGCGGCAGCCAUCCUGGUGGGGGUGUGAUGGGUGCUGCUGGAUGCAAUGCUGCUCUGACUGUCUUGGCUGACUUUAAACAUUGAUGACAUGAUGACAUGUCAUCUGGGUUUGACACACGUGGAGUUCCACACAACAAAGAAGUUAUAGCUGUCUGAGAUCCAAAACUAAUAAGCUACAACCCCAAUUCCAAAAACGUUGGGACAGUAUGGUAAAUGCUAGAUUUGUAAAUGUACUUUGACUUGUAUUUAAACGUAUAAAGACAAGGUAUUUGAUGUUUUACCUAAUCAACUGCAUAGAUUUUUGAAGAUAAACAUUUAUUUUGAAAUUGAUGCAUGCAACAUGUUCCAAAAAAAGUUGGGACUGGGCAAUUUAGGAUUAAUAGUGAUGUGACAAGUUGAAAUAAGAAGGUGAUGUGAAACAGGUGAGGCAAUCAUCUAAUCAUAGUAUAUAACGAGAAAAAAGGCCUCCAAAAAAGGUCUAGUCCUUCAAGAGCAAGGAUGGGUCAAGGCUCGACAAUCUACCAACAGAUACGUUAGCGAAUAAUCCAACACUUUGAGAACGACAUUUCCCAAAGACAAAUCAGUAGGAUUUGGGGCAUUUCACCUUCUACAGUGCACAAUAUAAUUAAAAGAUUCAAGGAAUCUGUGUAAAGGGCAAUAGGUGCAUAAAGGGCAAGGUCGAAAACCACUUCUGAAUGUGCGUUAUCUCCAAUCCCUCAGACAUCACUGUCUUAAAAACCGUCAUGAGUCUGUAAUGGAUAUUCUGACAUGGGCUCGGAAAUACUUUGGUAAACCUUUGGCAGUCAAGCACUGCAUCCACAGAUACAAGUUAAGCCUUUAUUAUGCAAGGCAGAAGCCAUACAUCAACACUGUCCAGGAGCACCGCCGACUUCUCUGGGCUCGGUCUCAUAUGAGAUGGACAGUAGCACAGUGGAAUUGUGUUUCGUGGUCAGACGAGUCAACAUUUCAAAUAGUCUUUGGACAAAACAGCCGUCGUGUUCUCUGGGCCAAAGAAGAAAAGGACCAUCCAAGCUGUUAUCAGUGUCAGGUCCAAAAGCCAGUGUCUGUCAUUGUAUUGGGUGUGUGCCAAUGCCCAUGACAUGGGUAACUUGAACAUCUGUGAGGGCAACAUUAAUGCAGAAAGAUAUGUACACAUUUUGGAGCAAGAUAUGCUGCCAUCCAGAGCAGGACAAUGCCAAACUACAUUCUGCCCGGAUUACAAGCUCAUGAUUGCGUAAGCAGAGAGUGCAGGUGCUAGCAUGGCCGGCCUGCAGUCCUGACCUGUCUCCAACUGAGAAUGUGUGGCACAUUAUGAAUCGCAAAAUAAGGCAACAAAGACCCCGUACAGUUGCACAGAUAAAGAAAUGCAUAACGGAUGAAUGGGGGAAAAUUCAGCUUGCUAAACUUAACCAUCUGCUUUCUUCAGCGCCCAAACACUUAAGUGUUAUUAAAAGAAAAGAUGACAUUACACAGUGGUAAACAGUCGACCGUCCCAACUUUUUUGGAGUGUGUUGCAGUCAUCAGAUUUGAUAUGAGUGUAUAUUUUCAAAAAUAAAUUUGUAACAAAGUAACACACCAAAUAAUUAGUUAAUAAUGUGUUUUCAGUGUAGUACAGAGUGAAAUGAAUUUUCAAAUGACUGUUUGUUUUUUUUACAUUUUCCAUACUGUCCCUACUUUUGCGGAAUUGGGGUUGUAAAUUAAAUUAUUCCUUGAGUUAAAUUAAAAUUAAAAAAAAAAAAAACACAAUUCUGAACCAAUACAGGAAGUAUUGACUUAUCUCUCAAUAAUAAUGAUGGCAGAAUUUUGUCAAAGCACUUGGUCUCUUGCUGCUUACGUUCAUUGUGCAAGCUCAACUUACCCAGACUCUUAUAUCACACAUACAGUCCUAAAAGUUCUGCUUGGACUCAUGAUCUGAUGAUCCAUCCAGCCAUUUUUCAUAACACAUACUACACAGGGUUGAGGGGGAGCCUGGAGCGUAUCUCGGGGCACAAGGCGGGGCACCCUAGACGGGGUGCCAACCCAUUGCAAGGCACAAUAGCACAGACAUUCACAUACCUUACACACUAUGGACAAUUUUGGAAAUGCCGGAGGAUAGCCAACACUACUGUGGAUGAUUAAAAAAUAUGCCAAUGUUAAAUAAUUCAAUGUUCAAAAAUAAGCAACAUCAUCUCCCAAGAAUUUCUCUUGUGAUAAAAAUGCAGUGUUUCUUGUUUUAUCUCAUACCCUGCCCUUGACAUACUAUGUGAUCUUUCUGAAAUGGGCUCUACGUUCCACACUAUUUCAACACAAAUUAUGUAAAUAUAGAAGGAAUCUUUUAUGGCAGAAAAUUUGAUGAAUUAGAAAUUGACAACUUGUUUGGCCAGGCAGUAAAAAUCCUAAUGGUUGAAGCAUGCUUCAGAUGAAUUUUAAAGAUAUUUUGAUUAGGUAGAUAUCCAGGAGGUUUAUAAUAAUAAAGAUUUCUCACAGAUAGGGGACAAAUCAAAUUUCCUGUAAAAUUAAGACAUUUAUUGUCAUCAUUGUAAGUGACUAUCAGUGGUGUAGUACAAUGAAGUUGAAUAAGAGGGUGUAUGCUGUGUUUGCCUUCAACUUGAUCUACUAGUCUAUGAAUGACAUUAGAAUUUAAACACCUCUCUAUCUUUAUGUCAAUUAUAAUAAUAAAGAGAGCUCCUAGGAGACUGUGUGUGCAUAGAAUUUCUUACACUUUACAUGGA
Molecule: messenger RNA, 4657 nt
Organism: Ictalurus furcatus (blue catfish)
Lineage: Eukaryota; Metazoa; Chordata; Actinopteri; Siluriformes; Ictaluridae
Gene: pyroxd2
Product: pyridine nucleotide-disulphide oxidoreductase domain 2
Exons: 16
Coding region: 624-2030 (468 amino acids)
Molecular function (GO): oxidoreductase activity
Source: RefSeq, a predicted model, not a curated record